AUGGACCAAGUCGUGGACGGCCCAAGUCCCCCUAUACCGGAGCUGAGCUUUCUCUUUGUAAUCAAUGACAUUGCUAUAUCUCGCAGCGAAGAAGAUACAUGGGGCCAGGCGCGUCCGCCCACGGAUAUGCAGUCGUACUCCCGCGAACUCGAAAGCAGUGUGAUGCGAUACAAGAACGGCAAGAUCGAGGAGCUCCCCGCCUACCAGUUCGUGUUCGAACGUGACCCGGACACGGGCAUAGGCGCUAUCUACCAGCUCAACCAGAGGAACUGCGGCAAGCAAAGCGACUGGCCGCACAGGGGUGACCUGAAGCCCAUCCCGACAUACAAGACUUGCACCAUGUUCGCCUGCCACCCCUUCAUGCCAUACGUCAUGGUCCCCAGCGAUGCUACAAUCCAUGAUACGCGCACCGGCCCGCCUAUCGACGACUUCACCUGGCGCCCGCUGAGGUUCCGCUUCCCCCUCAGCAGCCGUGGCAUCAUCACGGGCGUAUCCCAGGCCGUCUUCACCAGUCACGAUGAUACUCACCCCACGUACUCGUAUGUUGCUGGCCGAAAUCCGUCGUGGGUACCUUCCCUUUUGCCGCCCACCUACGUCAAUCCCCUCGUUAAGCGUCCCUCGCGCGGGCUGGGUGGAGACGUUUCCAUCCUGCUCGGCCUUAUGGCCUUCUCGGCGCCCUGUGAGCAGGGCCAGCCCAGGGCCCAUACCACUUUUAUCGACGGAACGCUCCGCUGGGAGAACCACGAAUGGAAGCAUCGAGAUCCACCUAAAGGAGGCGGGUGCUUUCCUCACACCAGUCCAUCUCUUCUUACUCGCCCGCUAAUGGCCCCUUUAGUCCCCUAUUCUGUCGCCGACAUGCCCCGUGGCAUUUUGAUAUGCGUCGCCCUAGAUCCGACUGACCCCUCAUCUACUCCCGAGGCCAUGCGUGUGUUUGAGUCUGAGGGUGUCAUGAUCAUGGAAAAGCAGUAA
This is a messenger RNA of Geosmithia morbida, 969 nucleotides long. RefSeq lists its product as uncharacterized. The record is from RefSeq and is a predicted model, not a curated record. The transcript is spliced from 2 exons. The coding region runs from base 1 to 969 and encodes 322 amino acids. Lineage: Eukaryota; Fungi; Ascomycota; Sordariomycetes; Hypocreales; Bionectriaceae.